GAGGCCGCCAUGGUCUACGCAGAUGACCUUGGUCUGGGCGCCGGUCUUGUCCGAGCCCACCAGCACCCGAACAACAUCUGGGCCCUCCACGGCUAUCACGAAUGCCUUCAACGCCUGGGGCGUACCGCCGAGGCGAGCAUCAUCCGUAAGCAGCUGACCAUCGCUGCGGCAGGUGCCGAUAUCAAAGUCGAAUCCUCGUGUUUUUGUCGACUGAAGCCGGCCGAUGAUGGCAUGAAGGGUUGCCGUUUAUAGCGUCAGCUAAUAUUUAAUCAGGGGCAAGGGAUAGAAGGAGACUGGAUCAGGGGAGACGAGUUAGAUGAUACCCAAUGGAGCGUUGUUUGCAUUCUUUUUGUUUUGUACGUUCAUGCCGGGAGGUAAAAGCCACAGUGCCGCCAUCGGUGGUUCUGUACUGUACUGUACAUACGUGGAUUCUCGAAUCUCGAGUUGGGGAACUGCGGGUGCGGGGUCCAUUCUUCUGGCACUUCAAUGCCCGGUUCCACCACAUUGAGCUUCCGAAUCCAACCCCCGACCGCGACUCGACUCCAGUUGCGGAUCGGGCAGCCUGCCUCGACAUGUCGUUUCCCAAUAUCUACGCCCACCGCAAGGUGGCGGACACCAAGGCCAAGUCAUGCGACAUUUGUUUCAAGAUCAGUUCCAGCGUGUUGAUCACCCCCGACAAUAAGGACUGGUUUUAUGUCUGUCCCGCACACCUUAAGGACACCGGCUUCUGCACGCCCAAAAUCGACCAGGCGGCCAUUGACGCCCGCAAGAAGCGCGAGUUAGACGAGGAGGUCGAGCGAGUCAAGAGGGAAUACGAGGAGAAGCAGAAGAAAAAGAAGGAGAAGGGAGAGAAGGGCGACAAGAAAGACGACAAGAAGGACGGAACUGACAAGAAGGGCGAGGACGAGAAAGCCGAUGAAGACAAAAAAGGCACACAAGAUAAGACGGAACCAGCCCAAGACGAUGUUAACACGACGGUGGAUGAAGAGAAAGAACCCCGCGUGUUUGAGCUGAAGAGUGCUUUCUACCAGCAACGGCUGAAUAGAAAGAGACAAGCCGAGAUCGCCAAACGUAACCGCGAGCGCAUGCGCGAUCCCGCCUACUUCCCGUCGGUCCCCAAGAACCUUCCAUGAUGAAGGAUCCCGACAAGCAUACGAGACCGAAUCAGCAUGCCGUCGGCAUCUUCCGGGCGAGCACCAGGCCCAGCAUGUCUGAAGUGGGGCGGCUCAAUGCCUCGAUGCUUCCUUCAUGGAUUGUUACUCUGACGCUCUCUGCAACCAAGGCC
Chaetomium fimeti is the source of this 1285-nucleotide messenger RNA. RefSeq names its product AAA-ATPase Vps4-associated protein 1-domain-containing protein. The record is from RefSeq and is a predicted model, not a curated record. Gene Ontology annotation, cellular component: endosome. Bases 327 to 1133 code for a protein of 268 amino acids. The transcript has 4 exons. Gene Ontology annotation, biological process: vacuolar transport. NCBI's taxonomy places the organism in Eukaryota, Fungi, Ascomycota, Sordariomycetes, Sordariales, Chaetomiaceae.